Messenger RNA from Peniophora sp. CBMAI 1063, 1434 nucleotides. The record is from the annotation of a GenBank genome assembly. NCBI's taxonomy places the organism in Eukaryota, Fungi, Basidiomycota, Agaricomycetes, Russulales, Peniophoraceae.
AUGCCUUCCGAAUAUCUCAUCAUGGUGGUACUCGGAGCGCUCCUAAUUCGGCGCCUUCUUCUCGCACGCAACAAACGCUAUCCUCCGGGCCCUCGCGGGCUACCUUUUCUCGGCUAUAUCUUCGGUCUCCCAGACCUCUUGGAUUGGCAAAGAUGGGCAUCCACCUAUGGCGACAUCGUACACCUCCAUGUUCUUGGAAAGCACAUCAUCAUGCUCAACUCCAUCGACGCAACUAGCGACUUGCUUGACAAGCGGUCCUCGAUAUACCCAGAUCGGCCGCCCUUGCCCCUCAAAGCGCACGUUGGUCAAGAGUGGAACUUCGGUUUCAUGCCCUACGGGAAGGCUUGGUUAGCUAGACGUCGAACCUUCGCGGCACGGUUCGGACGGCCCUUUCCCGACAUAUAUCCCAUCUUUUCUUCUGCCGUCAUGAAUCUUCUGCACAACCUCGUGGACGAUCCUGGGUCCUUCAUGAAGCACGCCCAGUUAUAUGCUGCCCAAGUCAUCUUGGGCGCGACUUAUGGGCUGAACGUAGAGUCCUGUGAGGACGAACUGAUAAUCAAUGCAAGGUCUGUGCUCGAAAGUGUAGACUUCAUAGCACGACCGGAGAUGUGGUUCCUGAAUUCGCAAAUCCUGCUUCGUUACUUGCCCGGAUGGCUCGGAGGAAAUCGUCUUGCUAAUCGCCUGCGAAAGUGGCAUACAGUCAAUCACCAAUUCCGCGAACUCCCGCUGAAGUUGAUGGCAGAAGGAAGUGGUGCUGACACGCCAUAUUGCUUCGCCAAGCAUCUCUCCGAAGAACGCCCUCCGUCGAUCUCCGUGCAGGAACAUGAGCAAUUCGUUAAAGACUGCUCAGCUGCUGCAUAUGGAGGUGGUUCCGAAACGACUACCGCGUCCGUGAACUCGUUCUUCCUUGCUAUGGCUAUGUAUCCAGAUGUCCAGUCGAAAGGUCGAGCAGAGAUUAUGCGCGUUGUUGGAACGAGACGCUUGCCAGACUUCGAAACCUGCCGCUGGAAUCCACCUGGGCCGCUUGGGGUGCCGCACAUGCUGACACAAGACGACGAAUACCGUGGGUAUUACCUUCCGAAAGGCUCGAUCGUAGUCGGGAACAUCUGGCAUAUUCUGCACGAUCCGGAUACAUACGCGUACCCGGACACAUUCGAACCUGAGCAUCACCUCGACCAUGGGCGACUACAACGGGACGACUUGAGCCGCAUAACGUUCGGUUUCGGGCGACGCAUCUGUCCCGGUAAAGCUUUCGCGGAGGACUCUCUGUGGCUGCUAAUAGCACAGGUAUUGGCUGUAUUCGAGAUCACCACUGCCGAUGCGGGCGGCCCUCUCCAAGCGAGAUUCACAACUGGUAGCUUCUCUUACCCUAUGCCAUUUCCCUGCCGUAUUAGGCCGUGGUCAGAAGAAUCGCUCGAGCUCCUUCGCCCCUAA